Striga asiatica is the source of this 315-nucleotide messenger RNA. Lineage: Eukaryota; Viridiplantae; Streptophyta; Magnoliopsida; Lamiales; Orobanchaceae. The record is from the annotation of a GenBank genome assembly.
AUGGAUAUUUUUGAAACCACACGCAAGGACCCUGCUGAGCCCUUUGUCGGCGCCGCUCCGGUGAACCUCUUCCAGCGGCUUCGAGCGCAUGUAGCUGGCGACAAUCUCCCGGCGUUCAAAGCUCCGACCGGCGACCGUUCGCACGCUCGACUAUCGUCCGACAAGCCCAAGCUUUCGACGGCAUCGUAUAGUGCAGAAACACCGCGACGUCUGGGCUGCGACCUCCGACGGGCCUUGACCUCCGGCAACAUCGAGCCUCGAUUUCCUUCGGGCCGCGGCUUCUCCCAAGCCCCGACCAUUGUUCGGCAAUAUUGA